Messenger RNA from Nematolebias whitei (Rio pearlfish), 1910 nucleotides. RefSeq names its product cyclin I (gene ccni). Gene Ontology annotation, cellular component: nucleus; cyclin-dependent protein kinase holoenzyme complex; cytoplasm. Gene Ontology annotation, biological process: regulation of cyclin-dependent protein serine/threonine kinase activity; mitotic cell cycle phase transition. NCBI's taxonomy places the organism in Eukaryota, Metazoa, Chordata, Actinopteri, Cyprinodontiformes, Rivulidae. The transcript has 10 exons. The record is from RefSeq and is a predicted model, not a curated record. Bases 289 to 1380 code for a protein of 363 amino acids. Gene Ontology annotation, molecular function: cyclin-dependent protein serine/threonine kinase regulator activity.
AGGCGGGCGGAGCCUAGCAGCGUCUCCUUCCACCAGGGUCCCUUCCUCGGAAGUAGGCGCGUCCGUCCAUGUUCCGUUCAUUUCUUUUAAAGUGGUUUUUGUAACGACCCCCUUCCCUGACACUUCGCACCAUGGACGACUAAACCGGGGUUCGGGUACUCGAUUCCGCCCGUCUUUCUCCAGCCUCGGAUCGAGAGGACCGGAUGAAACCCAACUGUGGUUUUCUCCGCUUCGCAGGGGAGGUAGCUGCAUCCAGUGGGGAGGUAGGCUCGACCUGGGGAGGACAGGAUGAAAUUGUUCCAACCCUGGGGACGCCAGAGGCUGGCCUUUCUGCUAGAGAAGGCCGCCUCUAGGGAAGCCAGGAUGUGGACGGUCUACGUGCCCAAGAAGCCCUCCUCACAGGAUGCAGACGUCUCCCCGGCCCAGAGGGACGAGGCGGUCCGCUGGUUGACGGCGCUCCACAGUGACCUGCGGCUCUACCCAGAAACCCUGGCGUUGGCCGUGAGCGUCCUCGACCGCUUCCUGGCUCCCAUCAAGGCCCGGCCCAAGUACCUGCGCUGCAUCGCCAUCGCCUGCUUCUUCCUGGCAGCUAAAACCUGCGAGGAGGACGAGUGUGUUCCCUCUCUGAAGGAGCUGGCUGCCUCCAGUGAGUGUGGCUGCUCUCCGUCAGAGAUCCUGAGGAUGGAGAGGAUCAUCUUGGACAAACUGAACUGGGAUCUGCACACCGCCACAGCGCUGGACUUCCUGCACAUUUUCCAUGCGAUGGUGGUGUCGUGCAGGUCCGGGUUCUUGGACUCCUCGUCGGGACUGAACCCCUCUCAGCACCUCGCCCGGCUCACACAGAGACUGAACAUCUGUCUGGCUGACCACACACUCCUGCAGCUCAGAGGAUCCAUGCUGGCUCUGGGCCUUCUCACUCUGGAGCUGGAGAGCUGCUGCCCCGACUGGCUGGUUCUGACCAUCGACCUGCUCAGGAGGACUCAGAUCGACAGCUCGGAGUUGAUUCGCAGCAGAGAGCUCGUUGCACGCAGUCUGUCCACACCGAGAGCUUCCCUGCCUCCCAACACUGUCUACAUCUACCAGCCCCUGCAGAACCCGGUACCGACCCGCCAGCUGGGGACCCUCGGCGCCUCCGUCCAGCCUCAAGCUGCUGCCGAGGAGGAGAGGAGCGACUCCUGCCCCACUCUGCUCCCACCCAGGCGCCCCAACCGGCUGCAGAAGGUCACCCUGCGCUGCAAGGCGUCCACCAAACGCAAGGUGGAGCAGAUGGACGUGGACGAUUUCUACGACGGCAUCAAACGACUCUACAACGAAGACGCCGCCGUCCAGGAGGGGGCCUCUUCCCCCUGUCCUCCUCUGCAGCGGGUCGGGCCCUCGUAGAACCAGAACCAGAACCAGCUCCACGACUCCUUCAGCAGCAAACAACUUAUUUAUUCUCACAAACCCUCAACACAACGGCAGCUCAACGUUUCCCUGCGUCAGGAGAGGCUGCUGCCGGAGGCGCCGUGGAGCCGGUCCUGCUCCCAUCAUGCCCUGCAGCAGGAAGAACAGAGCCCAAAAAAAUAUAAACGUCCCAAAAUGUAAAAAAAAAAUUAAAAAUCUAUUUGUUAAACACAAAAGUAUAAAAAAAGAAAAUGUUCUUUCCUCAUCUUUUUGUUUUUAAACGUCUGUCAAAGUCUCUCACAGGUAAAACGUGCUAACGUUUGAUUUGUUUAGCUGCCAAUCGUUUCCCGUCUCUAAAAAAAGCCAAACUUUCCCUGUAGUCCCAAUUAUUUUGUCUCCUAGUAGCCGAAGGUGUUGGUAGAACGACGCCGAUGAGUUCACAAUGAUCUUCCUGCGUGUAAAAAAAGCUCUGUUCCUCCUGCUGGAGAGUCGUGUCCUUGAACGCACCAAUAAAGACUUCACAUCAA